GCUUGGCCCGCCGGCAUGGCCGCGGCGGCGGCGGCGCUGGCGCUGGGUGGGGGGGUGCUGCUGGCUGCCUGGCGCUGGCUGCGGGCCGCGGGCCGGGCCGCGGCCGGGGCCGGGGCCUCCAUGCGGGGCAAGACGGUGAUCAUCACGGGGGCCAACAGCGGGCUGGGCCGGGCGGCGGCGGCCGAGCUGCUGCGGAUGCAGGCCCGCGUCAUCAUGGGUUGCCGCGACCGGGCGCGGGCCGAGCGGGCGGCCCGGGAGAUCCGGGCCGAGCUCGGUGAGGGGGCGGAGGCCGAGGGCGGAGGCGAGCUGGUGGUCCGGGAGCUGGACCUGGCCUCGCUGCGCUCCGUCCGCGCCUUCUGCCACCGCGUCCUCCAGGAAGAGCCAAGGCUGGAUGUUCUGAUAAAUAAUGCAGGGGUAUUCCAGUGUCCGUACAUGAAGACAGAGGAUGGUUUUGAGAUGCAAUUUGGUGUUAACCACUUGGGUCACUUCUUGCUCACCAACCUUCUUCUGGGUCUCCUCAAAAAUUCUGCUCCGAGCAGGAUUGUUGUAGUAUCCUCAAAGCUUUACAAAUAUGGAGAGAUCAACUUUGAAGACUUGAACAGUGAAAUAAGUUACAAUAAAAGCUUUUGUUAUAGUCGGAGUAAACUGGCUAACAUAUUAUUUGCAAGGGAGCUAGCCCGUCGGUUAGAAGGGACAGGAGUCACCGUCAAUUCACUUCAUCCUGGGAUUGUCAGAACAAAUCUAGGCAGAUACGUGAAUAUUCCUUUGCUGGCAAAACCCCUAUUCAACUUGGUGUCAUGGGCUUUCUUCAAAACACCUCUGGAAGGAGCCCAGACUACUAUAUUUUUGGCCUCUUCUCAUGAUGUUGAAGGUGUGUCAGGAAAAUAUUUUGGGGACUGCAAAGAGGAAGAGCUCCUGCCCAAAGCCAUGGAUGACUUGGUUGCAAGAAAAUUGUGGGAUAUCAGUGAAGUGAUGGUUGGCUUAUUGAAAUGAGUGCCAGGGAGUAUCUGCAAAAAAAAAAUUGCAGAUAACUAUGCAAUGCAUAUUUGCAACAGUGUAAUUGUCACUUUAAAUGCUGUGGGAGUACAGAUUAUUUUGUUCAAUAAGUAUUAAAUAACAGUGAUUUCUGCUGGAGCUCUGUUUUGAAAUAAAGGACAAUAUUAAAUAGAGGCGUUCAAAGAAAGUCUGCAAUAUGAGUUUGAGGGUGUGAAUAAUUUCUGGUUAAAUCUGCUUGGAAACUCAUGUUUUACAAAUAAAAAUUAAACAAAACUGUUUUGCAAUAUAUAUGCAUAUUUGCCAUGUUCCUUCUAGUCGGGCUAGACAAUGCAGGUGAAAUGCAGGUGACGGUGAAACACUUCUGUAAUAAGAUUUUGAACAUAGGUCCUAAUAAUAAUAGGAUUGUUGUCUUUUUUGAGCCAUCAUAAUGAAAAAUGGAAUAAACAGUUUUACUGUUAUCUUACACUGUAAUCAUUUAGGCCUUUGCGUGCCAUUCAAAGACUUGUUGUCAGGCCCGUGGUUCAGUGAACAAGACUAUUGAGCUGUAUACAGUUUAGCUGUGAAGCACAAAGUCAACUUUUUUUUAGUGAUUCAAUGAGUAAUAUACUUGGUUGUGCAAGCUGUGCAAAAUUUUUACUUUCUUGUGUGCUGAACUUGCUAUUUCUUGAUAUGCAGAUACCUUGGGUUUCAUCAAUAUUGCAGUUGACAGAUGUAUUAUGGUCUUGAUUGGGCUUUGCAUGUCAUGAGUUGUGUGCAUACAAAGUUCAUAAGACCUCACCCAGAUUAGACCGGAGAGAAUAUGCUUUUCAGUGUGUGUUUGGCUUGACUGAUGGCACUUGAACUCAGUAAUGAGAUCAGAUAAGUCUGUGUAAUACAGCUUGCUGAAUAUUCUGUAAUAAAAAUCUUUUUUAAAAAGGCA
Falco peregrinus (peregrine falcon) is the source of this 1915-nucleotide messenger RNA. It is a transcript of the gene RDH14, whose product is annotated as retinol dehydrogenase 14. NCBI's taxonomy places the organism in Eukaryota, Metazoa, Chordata, Aves, Falconiformes, Falconidae. The record is from RefSeq and is a predicted model, not a curated record.